GGGAAAUCGGGGAAAUCUGGGAUAUCUGGGAAAGGGGAGUCGGUGAAAACGGGGACUAAACCGGCAGAAAUCCCGACGAGGCCUCGACCUUCACAUCGCGGGUGUUUCCACCGGACAGCCCUCCUCUGUCUCCUUGCUGGUGUCUGCGUUUUUUCUCCCAGAAACCUCCCUGGAUCCUCACUGCUGAUUAAUUUCAUCCACUCUGUGCUGUGUUGGAGCUGGACUGAGCAGUGUUAGCAGAGCAAAGAUGGAUCAGUUGUCAGAUGAGGAGGUGGAAGUCAGGGAGGAAGAGGAGGAGGAGGAAGAGGACAGCGAUAAGGAGGACCAGGACCUGGAUAAGAUGUUUGGAGCCUGGCUGGGAGAGCUGGACAAACUCACACAGAGUCUGGAUGAUGGACGCCCAGAGCAACCCCCUCAGCAGAAAGCUCCCCUCAGACAAGAGACUAACAUGGCCAACUUCUCCUACAGAUUCUCCAUCUACAACAUCAACGAGGCAUUGAAUCAGGGGGAGAACGUGGACCUUGACGCUCUCAUGGCUGACCUCUGCUCGAUCGAACAGGAACUCAGCACCAUCAACACCAAACCGAACAGCGCUGGCAGCAUGGCUCGCCUAGGGUUGACCGACACUAAGGUCCGUCAGAAGCCUCCUGCAGGCCGCAGUAGCAGACAGCAGCCAGCAGGGAGCAGCAGUGGUGGUGGUGGUGGUGGUGGAAGCAACAGUAAUAGUGUUUGUGGGGGCGGAGGCAGCAGUGGAGCAAGCAGCAGCAGCAGCAGCACAAGAGCAUCACCAGCUGGCACUAUCAGAGCUCCCGCCGGGCAACAUGGGAGACCGGCGCUGGCCUCUAACUUCAGUCUUGAUGACAUCACUGCCCAGCUGGAGAAGGCCUCUCUCAGUAUGGAUGAAGCAGCUCGUCAGACUUCCUCCCACUCCCUUAGCUCCGCCUCCUCCUAUACAUCAGCCACAAUGCGACGGCCUGGAUCCUCUCAGCGCCAGCAUCGGCGCACAGGAUCAGUUGGCACAGUCACUGAACACGAGGUGCGUUCGAUUGUUCACUCCUCACGCUCCUCUGUCACCUCAGCAUCCGGGGUUUCGGUUAAUUCUGCUUCUUCCAUGGAUUCAUUGGACAGUGUUCUUCGCUCCAAUGAAUCAGACGGUCAGCAGUCUUCAGCUACUGCCACAGCUGGAGCUAGUCAAGGUCAUCACAACACAGAGCACUCCUAUCUGGACAGGGAAACCUCUCUGAUUCUGAGAAACAUAGCAGGAAAACCUUCCCACCUGCUGACCAAGGAGGAGCAGGCUGCCAAGCUAAAGGCGGACAAUAUCCGAGUCGCCCUGGAGAAGAUCAAAGAGGCCCAGGUUAAAAAGUUGGUAAUUCGUGUCCAUUUGUCAGACGAGAGCUCAAAAACCAUGAUGGUGGAUGAGAGACAGACAGUCAGACAGGUUUUGGACAGUUUGCUCGAGAAAUCUCACUGUGGUUACAGUCCAGACUGGUCAUUGGUGGAAACCAUCAGUGAGCUGCAGAUGGAGCGGAUUUUUGAGGAUCACGAGAACCUGGUGGAGAACCUGCUGAACUGGACCAGAGACAGCCAGAACCGCCUGAUGUUUACAGAACGCAUCGAGAAGUAUGCUCUGUUCAAAAACCCACAGAACUAUUUGUUGGGGCGGAAGGAAACAUGUGAGAUGGCCGAAAGAAACAAAGAGGCUCUGUUGGAGGAGUGUUUUGGUGGCAGCUCUGUGUCUGUCCCUGAGAUGGAGGGAGUGUUGUGGCUGAAAGAGGAUGGGAAGAAGUCAUGGAAGAAACGCUACUUUCUGCUGAGGGCUUCUGGCAUCUACUAUGUUCCCAAGGGAAAGGCCAAGGCAUCCAGAGACCUGGUGUGUUUUCUCCAAUUGGAUCAUGUUAAUGUAUACAAUGGUCAGGACUACAAGAGCAAAUACAAGGCUCCUACAGACUACUGCAUGGUGCUUAAGCACCCUCAGAUCCAGAAGAAGUCUCAGUACAUCAAGUACCUAUGCUGUGAUGAUGUCAGAACCCUCCAACAAUGGAUCAACAGCAUUCGCAUUGCCAAGUAUGGGAAGCAGCUGUACAUCAAUUUCCAGGAGGCAAUGAGAAGGACAGAGGCAGCCUAUGAUUGGUCCUCCCUCUCAUCUUCCUCAAUCAAGUCAGGAUCAAGCUCCUCCAGCCUUCCAGAGUCCCAGUCCAACCACUCCAGCCAGUCAGACAGUGGUGUAUCAGAGAUGACAUCAUCAGGCCACACCCGCUCCCAGAGUGUUGUGAGCUCCAUCUUCUCUGAUGCCUGGAGGAGAGGAACGCAAGGAGAGAUGAUGAAGAUCGACCCUAUCAGUAGGCCUAUCCCUCUCCAGAUACCUUCCCUCUCCCCACAGCCCCACCCUGUCUCUCAGCCUCAGACCCCACCCUCCCGGACCAGCUACACUGACGGCCUCAUCCCAUCUGAUGAUUCCUCCCCAUCACCGCCCUCGCCUCCUCCACCUCCGCCUGCUCACCCUGUCUCAAGUGUGGCCCAUCAGACAGCACCUACCUCCUCAUACAUUAAGUACAGCACACUGGCGCGCCUGCAGAGCCAGAACCAGUCAAGGACACAACCAGCUGGAGCUGCCCCACCUGCCCUUCCUACCCAGUUUACCAAACCCAACUACAAUACCCUUCCAGCUGCUUACAGCACCUCCCCUCAUCUGCCACCGUCUCCUCCCCCUCCUCCUCCACCCACAGUGCCAGCUCCUGGCUCAGCUAUGGCUGCACUGAAAUUUGGUCCAUCAAGCCCCUGUGCUCUCCCACCCCCACCCCCACUGGAGGAGGAAGUGCAGGAGGCCUACUACCUCCCACCUCCUCCACCUGAGAGCCAGGAGACCAAUGGGUUGCCUCUGCCCCCACCUCCAGAACCCAUCCUCAGCUCCUGCCCUCAACUCUCCAACAAGGGGCUCCAGCAGUUCUUGGCACAGAAGUUUCCCAACAUGGUGUACGACUUUAGCCCACCAGUGGCUGAAGAUCAUUCUCCUCCCCCACCUCCAGCUGGGCUUUCUCCUCCUACCUCCUUGCAAGUCCUCCAGCCUCUGUCCCCCAAUGCACCCCCUCCUGCACCUCCCAAAACCUUCACUGGUGGUUUUCCCCCUCAAACUGCCCCCAAACCCUCGGGUCCCUCUUCCCUUCCAAUUGCCCUCUCACCUGUGUCACCACCACAGCCAUAUAGCAGCCAUGGGUCAGUUAAAAAGCAGCAGAGUUUCUCAACAGGACAUUCCCCAAAUCAGCCACCUCCCACUCUGCCAAAGCAACACAGCCUCUCCUCAAAAAACCUUGCCCUCUCUCCCUCUUCCUCCUCUUCUUCGGUCUCCAUUGCGGUGGCUACCUCCUCUCUGGUCAAACAGAUUGUUAAUCAGUUCCCUGGAAACUCUGUCUCUUCCUCUCUGCCUGCCUCCAACUCCAUAGAAGGAUCUAAGUUCAGUGCUCCUCAGUCUCCUCCAGCAGUCAAGGCCAAACCAAAAUGGCAGCCAGGAGCCAUUGUGGCUCCACAGUCCCCAGAGUUCCCUCCACCUCCCCCUGACAGCUCCUUAGGAGAUUUCCCUCCUCCUCCCUCUUCAUCCUCCUCCAAGACAGGCUCCCCAAUAAAGAAGUCGCCUUCCACCUCGUCCACAGGUUCCACCAAGCGAGGGCCGCCGCCAACCCCACAGAGAGCUUCCUCCAUCCGGUCGUCAGGUGAGACCCAGGAUGAGAGGCCAAAGAAGGUGGAGAGCCUGGUUAACAAAUUUGGCCAAGCUCCUCAAACAGGUACCUCAUCCAGCUCCUCGUCAGUGACUGGAUCUCCAUCAAAAGAUUCCUCCGCGCUUCCUGCUCCGCUCCCUAAGCCGGGGAAAUUGAACUUGGCAAACCUUCCAUUGGCGCUGCAGGGGCUGCAAACAGGCCAGCACCAUCAACCAUCGGAGUUCCCAUCCCCUCCCCCCCCCCCUCCUCCCUCCCAGCCUCCUCACGUUGACUCAUCACCUGACUACUUCCCGCCUCCCCCCAGUGACUCUGAGCUGUUCCCUCCUCCUCCCCAACCAUCAGAGUUCCAUCACCCCCCAAAGGUUGCCGUGGUGAAUCCUCAGCCUCAGAUGCAGCCACCUCAACAAUCGGCAACCUCCUCCUUGUCAUCGUCGUCAUGGAAACAAGGCUCACUGAAAAAGGGGGUAGUCCCUCCUCCAAUGUUGAAUCGGCGGACCAGCAACACAAACCAGUAUGACAUUACAACUUCAAUGCCCCUCUCGCCACCUCCCAUGUCUCAGACCCCCCCUCCCUCCCUGUCCUCUUAUUCAUCCUCCUCCUCUCCUGCCCCCCCCACCUCCCCGAAAUCAGUGGGGCCAGGCUCCCUGGCACUAAAGCCUCUCUUCCUGGAAGACCUCAAUCGCACCCUUAAGAGGAAGUCAGUGUCCCGCCAUGGCUCGCUCACCUCCUCCCACCUCAUCUCCUCCUCUAAGAUGGAGCCUAUGGGCACCAUGGACGACAUGGCACUCCUCCCACCUCCUCCCCCUGAGCUCCUGCAGCAGCAGCAGCAGGGUGUCCGAGGACACUCCCACACUUUGUCUCGCCACCACACACACUCCCACUCCACCAAACAUGCUAACAUCUCAGGCUAUGCAACGCUGCGGCGAGGCCCACCUCCCGCACCUCCAAAACGGGACCAAAGCACCAAACUGACCAGUGAAUGGUAGGGAGUAAGGACACUGGGUGGAGCCUAAAGAACUGAACGCAUUAUUUAGGUCUCAUCAUUCCUGCAGAGAUGUAAUCAAUGUCUGUCUUGGCUUGUCCAUCUCUCCUCAUCCUAAACCAUCCACCCUUGGAUUCUGAGUAGUAGCAAGCUGUCUUUCCGACUCUUAAUAUCAGAAUAUGAUUGUUCCUACUAUCCUCAUUAUUAUUAUCACCCUCGUCUUUGCUAUCAUACAAGUACAUGUUUAAUCCAAUGACAUGAUAAAAAUAUAUAUAUGUAUAUAUAUCUGUAUACAAGCAAGCCAGAAAAAUUCACCUAUCAAGCUUUUUUCACAAUGUCUGUGCAGCUUUGCAUUGAAAUAUACAGAGGACGAGACUUGAACGACAACAGCAACAGAGACAAUUUGCUGCAAAAUAACUGGUACUGCAUGGAGCUGCGGCAAUGGAAGUAGAGUUACUGAUGAAGUGAAGGAGAUAUCAAUGGAAGAACAAGUGAUGCAAAAAUGGAAUGAUGUGUAAAGAAAUGUAUGUUGUGAAAUAGGGGGUUGGAGCAAUGCCAUUUAUGUCAAACUUUUUUGUGUGUGUUUUAUAUUAAGAUUAUUUAAUACUGGAAAGAUAUGUUGUUAUUAUUAUAAUUAUUUUAAGUUUUAAAGAAGUGUCAAAAGAGAAGGAGUUUGACUGGACAUGGGUCUGUAUUGUCUAAGUGUUGAUCUGGGUAACCAAACUGGUAUACAGCUUGUUUUACUGAGAUUGUAUUUGGAUCAUUUUAUCAAAUCAUAUUUCUUUAAACUUAAGAGCUUCAUGGCUGAUUGGUUGGUGACUCCAAGGGAUAAAAAAGAAUACUUAAAUACAUAACAAAUAGCUCUCAUUACUCAUUUUGGAAAUCAGACAGUAAUCUGUUUUCAGAUUACAGACAUUUUGAAAUGCUAAGCAGUUUGAAAUCAGAUUGCAUCACAAAUUAUUAUGACAAUGAUCUCAUAAGAGGGACCUAUACACUUGGUGGUCCAGACAUCUUCUGUUACUUCUGUAAAGUUAGAUGUCUCAAAGAACAUGAGGUUUGCACAUUUAAACCCAUGUGUCCUUCAUUCCAUCUUUCCAAAUAAAACAUCCAAAAUUCAAAUUGUUAAUAUAGAUCGGUUUUGCAUUUUCAGGCCUGACCCACAGAGACUCAACCAGAACCUCCUUUAAUCUGAGCUCAUUUUCAGAAUGAGUCAGUCAGCAACAAUAAACCAAGUUGGACACAUUUUGGUAGCAGACUUGAUUACCACCCUUUUUCAACAAACUCUAAAAACUAUUCUGCUAAUCCAUCAGUCAGUCAUUUUUGCAGCCAGUCAUUGUUUGCAAGUAAACCAAGCAGCUAGUCAGCUACAAUGAACUCUGUCUAAAAGAAGGGGAUCAUCAAUCAGUCACUUGUUUGUCAUCUUAGUAACUAGUCGGUCACUUUCCUAGUUAGUUAUGACAGGUGUGUGUCCACAUAUGGUAGCAUCUUAUAUGAUCAGAAAAGCCCAAGGUAUCCUGGGAACAAGUGCCUGAAAAACUGAACUCUCAAACUGCUCACAGGUGUGUGGUAGCAUCAUACCCUGCAGAAAGCAGGUAAUUUCUAUGAUGUCGGCAAUUAAACUUCUGCCAUUUUGAAACCAGGAGUUGGUGUUUACCAUUCACAUACUGCCAUCUUUGUCAGAUACUGCAGCCAGAAAAUCCAAGUUUGAUCAAAAAGGAAGCCUGGGAGGAGCUGAUGUUGGAAAACAAGCAUCAGCUGACAUGGCUGAGAGUACUAGGCUUAAGUAGCAGUCAGGCUUGAGAACAUACCUCUUGUUAGGCCUUCAUUUCUCAUUAAUGGAACAGUGAUUCUGAAAAUAGUCAUGACAGCUCAUGUUAGAACAGGUAGUUACACGAUUCUCCUGUCAGGAGUCAGUUGCAACCCCAUAUCCAGUUAUAAUUUUUUGUUUCUUACAAGUGGUAAUUUUCAGUGUUUCACUUCGGUUUCUGCCAUGUGAACAAUUGUUUGUUGUUUAAACUGUAAUCUCCAGCCUCCUCUGCUGUGAUAUGUAGGUAUUGUAAGGAAUGAAUGAGUUUUUUUCCAAAUUUUUUUUUCCAAGUAAUGUUAAACCGAUAUUUGGAGUUGAAGUCAUUAGUUGAUUGACUAAUUAGUCAAUUGACAGGAAUGAAUCUGCAGUUUAGUUUAAGAAUUAUUUAAGUAAUGUUUUUAAGCAAAAUGUCAUUUAGUCUCAAAUCUUAACAUUUACUGGUUUCAUUUGUCAUCUAUGAUGGUGAACUGAAGACCUUUGGGCUUUGGAUUCAUGUUUGGACAAAAUUAUUUUUUUAAACAUGUCAACCUAGGCUCUGGGAAAUUGUGAUGCACAUUUUUCACGACUUUCUUCCUGAGUGUACUGACAUCCACCUAAAGUGCUUGGAGAUUUCCCACACAAAGAAGGAAGAGCACUCUUAAAGAAAAAAAAAAAAACAGACCCUGGUU
Messenger RNA from Chelmon rostratus (copperband butterflyfish), 7173 nucleotides. RefSeq names its product Ras association (RalGDS/AF-6) and pleckstrin homology domains 1a (gene raph1a). The coding region runs from base 248 to 4702 and encodes 1484 amino acids. Gene Ontology annotation, biological process: signal transduction. The record is from RefSeq and is a predicted model, not a curated record. The transcript has 20 exons. NCBI's taxonomy places the organism in Eukaryota, Metazoa, Chordata, Actinopteri, Chaetodontiformes, Chaetodontidae. Gene Ontology annotation, cellular component: plasma membrane; cytosol.